Messenger RNA from Pan troglodytes (chimpanzee), 2013 nucleotides. It is a transcript of the gene RGS20, whose product is annotated as regulator of G protein signaling 20. The transcript is spliced from 6 exons. The record is from RefSeq and is a predicted model, not a curated record. The coding region runs from base 1 to 1167 and encodes 388 amino acids. NCBI's taxonomy places the organism in Eukaryota, Metazoa, Chordata, Mammalia, Primates, Hominidae.
AUGCCCCAGCUUUCCCAAGAUAACCAAGAGUGCCUCCAGAAACAUUUCUCCAGGCCGUCUAUAUGGACACAGUUUCUGCCCCUGUUCAGGGCUCAGAGAUAUAAUACAGACAUUCACCAAAUCACAGAAAAUGAAGGAGACCCCAGGGCUGUUCCUGAUAUCAAGUCCUUCCCGCCUGCACAGCUCCCAGACUCGCCCGCCGCCCCGAAGCUGUUCGGCCUCCUUUCUAGCCCGCUUUCCAGCCUCGCAAGGUUCUUCUCUCACCUUCUCCGGCGACCCCCUCCCGAGGCUCCCCGGAGGCGCCUGGACUUCUCCCCCCUGCUUCCCGCCCUGCCGGCCGCCCGGCUCUCGAGGGGGCACGAGGAGCUGCCUGGCCGCCUCUCGCUCCUGCUCGGGGCGGCGCUAGCACUGCCCGGCCGACCCUCGGGGGGUCGUCCGCUGAGGCCCCCCCAUCCGGUAGCCAAGCCCAGGGAGGAAGACGCCACCGCUGGGCAGAGCUCGCCCAUGCCGCAGAUGGGAUCAGAGCGGAUGGAGAUGCGGAAGCGGCAGAUGCCCGCCGCACAGGACACACCAGGCGCCGCCCCAGGCCAGCCCGGAGCGGGGAGUCGCGGGUCCAACGCAUGCUGCUUCUGCUGGUGCUGCUGUUGUAGCUGCUCGUGUCUCACUGUUAGAAACCAGGAAGAUCAGAGGCCCACAAUAGCUUCCCACGAACUCAGAGCAGAUCUUCCAACCUGGGAAGAAAGCCCUGCUCCUACUCUGGAAGAAGUCAACGCCUGGGCUCAGUCAUUUGACAAAUUAAUGGUCACUCCAGCAGGAAGGAAUGCAUUCCGUGAAUUCCUCCGAACAGAAUUCAGUGAAGAAAAUAUGCUCUUCUGGAUGGCCUGUGAGGAACUGAAAAAGGAAGCUAAUAAAAACAUUAUUGAAGAGAAAGCAAGGAUAAUCUAUGAAGACUACAUUUCUAUACUUUCUCCUAAGGAGGUGAGCUUAGACUCCCGGGUGAGAGAAGUGAUCAACAGAAACAUGGUGGAGCCAUCCCAACACAUAUUCGAUGAUGCUCAACUUCAGAUUUACACCCUGAUGCACAGAGACUCAUAUCCUCGAUUCAUGAACUCUGCUGUCUAUAAGGACUUGCUUCAGUCCUUAUCGGAGAAAUCUAUUGAAGCAUAGGAUUUUUCAAAUAUAUUUAUUAUUAAUAAAAUAAUAAAAGAAUUCAUGGGCUACAUCUAGCACAGGGAAUUUAGAGGUUGUAGCAUCUUCUGCUGGAGUAAUACUCAGGCUAUUCUAAUAACAGAUGAUUCCUUCAACAGACUGCUAUAUAUUCACCAUGUAAACUGCAGCCACCUUUAGUGAUACUUUUGAAAAAAAAAAAAUAAAGGGAUAUGGCUGUUGUAGAAAGAUAGCGUAUUUGCAUUUACAAUAACAGUAGCAUGUUGUCAGUGGCCAAGGCUACACAGAAGGCUCCCUGCUGCCCGGAGCAGGUACAUCCACCAGAGCAAAGGGAACCACUUUUAUUUUGCAUGAGUUUGGUAACUGAUUACUCUCCCCUCAAAGAAAAGACAUUCAGGUGUUUCUCAACGACAUCUUCUGUCCAUCAAGCUCGGUUUGAAUACGUCACUUACCAGUGCCAUUACAGGACCCAAAUUCACAGUUCAUAAAAGAUGUGACCACUACAUGUAAAAAUAGCAUUCUACUUGAUCUUACAGUAUGUAUGUAUGUAUGUAUGGAGACAUAUGUGUGCGUGUGGAUGUCUACAUGGUUAAUGGAAAGCACUGUGCUCUGAAGUGGAUCAGUCUCAAGUGUCUGGUAACAGAAGCAGUGCUUAGAAAAUUCUUUUGUUGAAAAGAGUUACUGUUAUUAUCAGAAUUUGCCAACCUGAAGAAUGAAUUUUUAAAUUCAUAACUUGGUCAUGUUCACAACAAAACUGUCAAAUAAGCAUAUUUCCAUUUUUAUUACUGAAAGAAAUAUGGGCAUUUUCAUUCUUUAAAGAAAUAAAGCACAAGAAUUUUAUCUCAA